Messenger RNA from Vicia villosa (hairy vetch), 2802 nucleotides. RefSeq lists its product as uncharacterized. Gene Ontology annotation, biological process: DNA repair; telomere maintenance. Bases 1 to 2802 code for a protein of 933 amino acids. NCBI's taxonomy places the organism in Eukaryota, Viridiplantae, Streptophyta, Magnoliopsida, Fabales, Fabaceae. The record is from RefSeq and is a predicted model, not a curated record. Gene Ontology annotation, molecular function: DNA helicase activity. The transcript has 5 exons.
AUGAGGUUGCAGACCCAUGAUCGUCCCGACAUUAUAUCAAGAGUUUUCAAAAUUAAGUUGGAUGAGUUGUUGUUUGAUUUGACUAAGAAGCAUGUCUUAGGGAGAGUGGUUGCAUAUAUAUACACUGUUGAGUUUCAAACGAGAGGUUUACCACAUGCUCAUAUUUUGCUAUUCAUGCAUCCGCAAAGCAAGUAUCCCACUCUCGAGGACAUAAACAACAUCAUUUCAGCAGAGAUACCAUCAAAAGAAGAUGAUGUGGAAUUGUAUAAUCUAGUGAAGAGACAUAUGAUUCACGGUCCGUGUUGUUUGGCAAACAUGCUGUCACUUUGCAUGAAAAACACAAAAUGCUCUAAAUUCUUUCCAAUAAAAUGGCAGCCUCGGACUAUAGUUGAUCAAGAUGGAUAUCCUGUGUACCGAAGCAGGGAUACUGGAACCACUGUUACGAUAAAAAACGUUGUUAUUGAUAACAGAUUUGUUGUUCCUCACAAUCCAUAUCUGUUGAAGAAAUUUCAAGCUCACAUUAAUAUGGAAUGGUGUAAUCAAGGUACUUCGGUUAAGUACUUAUUUAAAUAUAUAAACAAGGGGUAUGACAGGAUUACCGCUGCUAUCGUAGAAGGAGACAACGACAGUCCUUUGACCGCUAAAAAUGGCGAUGAAAUCAAGCAGUAUAUUGAUUGUAGAUAUGUCUCACCAAGCGAAGCAUGUUGGAGAAUAUUUUCUUUUCCCAUUCAUGGAAGGUCUCCUGCAGUAGAAAGAUUAUAUUUUCAUCUUGAGGGUGAUAAUUCGAUAUAUUAUACCGAUUACGAACUGAUAGAUGAGGUCCUUGAAAAACCAAGUGUGAAGGAAUCAAUGUUUACCGCUUGGAUGGAAGCAAACAAAACAUAUCUAGAGGCCAGAAAUCUGACCUACUCAAAUUUCCUUACUAAGUUUGUUAAUGAUAAAAGAUACCGACGAUGGAGACCGCGUAACAGAGGGUACACCAUUGGAAGACUAAUCUGGGUUCCUCCAAGUACAUGUGAGUUGUAUUACCUGAGAAUGAUGCUGAUUGUUGCAAAAGGGCCAACAUGUUACGAGGAUAUAAAAAAGGUCGGGGGAAUUGUUCGAGACAGUUUUAGAGAUGCAUGUUUUGAAAUGGGGUUUCUUAAUGAUGACAAGGAAUAUGUUGCAGCCAUUAACAAGGCCAAAGAUUGGGGUUCGGGACAUUUUUUGAGAAAUUUAUUUGUAACUAUGCUACUGUCCGGUACAAUUAACAGACCGCGUCACGUUUGGCAAAAAACUUGGAAGACGCUGUCCGACGGUAUUCUGCACCGACAAAGACAGUUAAAUCAUAUAAGAGAUAUGCAGUUAACAGAAGCUGAGUUGAAAAACUUGACACUCAUUGAGAUUGAGAAUAUGUUGCAAUCCAAUCGAAGAAGUUUGCACGAGUUCAAAGACAUGCCUUAUCCGGAUGCUUAUGUCACACGGCACGUUGGGAACAAACUGAUUUACGAAGAACAUGAUUACAAUACUGAAAAUGAACGAGAAAACUUCAACAAUCUCUUUUGUGCCCUUACAGGUGGACGAACUGCUCAUUCCAAGUUCAAAAUUCAUGUGCCAACACUUGACAACUCCACUUGCAAUAUUGACAAAAACACUGAACAUUCUCAAUUAUUCGAGGCAACGGACGUGAUAAUAUGGGAUGAAGCACCUAUGGCUCAUAAAAAUUAUUUUGAGGAAUUGGAUAAAACACUUAAAGACGUCAUGACCAAGAAGGGUCUUGGGAAUAAAAUCUUCGGCGGCAAAGUUGUUGUUUUUGGAGGAGACUUCAGACAGAUUUUUCCAGUUGUUCCGAGAGCAGGGCGUUAUGAUAUUGUUCAUGCAUCCAUAUGCUCCUCUUAUAUCUGGGACAAUUGUCAGGUUCUAACACUGACAAAAAACAUGAGACUUCAGCAGGGAAGCGAUAAUACAAGUUAUAAGGAAUUAGCGGAGUUCUCAAAAUGGAUUUUAAAUGUCGGUGAUGGUAAGAUAUCCGAACCAAAUGAUAGAUUGGCGGACAUAGAGAUUCCUCAAGAUUUAUUGAUUACCAAUUAUGAAGAUCCUGUCAAAGUUAUUGUUGAAAAUACAUAUCCCAAUUUGGUUAAUGUAUUCCAAGAUGUUGCAUAUCUACAAGGAAAAGCAAUUCUUGCCUCAACCAUUGAAGUUGUGGAUAAGAUCAAUCAUUAUGUAUUGGACCUUAUACCAGGAAAAAAGAAAGAGUAUCUUAGUUACGAUUCAAUUGAUAGAACUGAUACGAGUUAUACCGAAGCUUAUGAAGUGCUAACUCCAGAAUUUCUUAGCAAAUUAAGAACAUCAGGUUUACCAGAUCAUAGAAUCAAAUUGAAAGUUGGUACUCCCAUUAUGCUUAUGAGAAAUUUGGACCAAUCAGAUGGGUUGUGCAAUAGAACAAGAUUGAUUGUCACAAGAUUGGCCAAUCAUGUCAUUGAGGCAAAAAUUAUUUCUGGCAAGAACAUAGGUAACCUUUUUUACAUUCCUCGAAUGUCUAUGUCACCUUCAGAGUCACCAUGGCCAUUUAAGUUGAUUAGGAGACAAUUUCCAAUUAUUGUCUCUUACGCAAUGACAAUUAAUAAGUCUCAAGGUCAGUCUCUUGAUAGUGUUGGUUUGUAUUUGCCUUCUCCCGUGUUUAGUCAUGGACAACUUUAUGUUGCAAUCUCAAGAGUUACUACAAAAAAUGGUCUUAAAAUCUUAAUACACGACAAAGAGAAUGUUCCGUGCUCCACUACCACAAAUGUUGUAUACAAGGAGGUUUUACAAUCACUUUGUUAG